AUGGAACACAGAGAGCAUAAGAAAGAACCAGAUAGGGAAAUCAGAUUGGUUUUAAUUGGUAGAACAGGUUCCGGUAUCAGUGCAUCAGGAAAUUCCAUAUUACAACAAGUGUGUUUCCAGUCCGACUCAUCUGGGUCGUCCGUUACAAAGACGUGUUGCAUUGGAACAUCUAAACGAAAUGGAAUGAUCGUUAAAGUAGUUGAUACUCCUGGAUUAUUUAGUAAUAUUAUGACAGUGGAUGAAAUUAAACUUGCAAUUUUAAAUUGUUUUAGUUUGAUAUCGCAUGGUCCCCAUGUUAUUGUGUACGUGCUUAGAAUUGGUCGGUUCACAGAAGAAGAGAUACAAGGUGUAAAAAGAUUUUUACAGAUAUUUAGAGGGAAUCCGCUACAGUACACUAUGGUUCUUUUUACAGGCCAGGACGACUUAGAAUGGAACGAAAUGAGCAAUGAAGAAUACUUGAAUAGUGCACCUAUAUACCUGAAAAAAAUGGUUGAAGCCUGCAGUAGACGUUGUGUGUUUUUCAACAACCGAUUAUCUAAUUCUGUAACAUCUGAUUUACAACUAGACGAGUUUUUCAAAACUGUGGGGAAAAUUUUAGAAGAAAACCGAAUCGAGAUGCCAUAUUAUACCAAUCAGAUGUGCACAGAGAUUGAAGAAGAUGAUUUUAAAGCAAAGCAUAAGAAACGUAUUUUAACGCAGAUGAAAAGAGGAGGCGUAGCAUUUGCUACAGGACUUUUUAUGUUUGCAAUAACUGGUGACACGUUGUUCUCAGUAGUUGUUGGUAUCGGAACAGGAAUUGCUGUGUUAUCAUAUGUCAAUUAUGUGAAGUAA
Messenger RNA from Mytilus trossulus (common blue mussel), 831 nucleotides. RefSeq lists its product as uncharacterized. The transcript is spliced from 2 exons. Lineage: Eukaryota; Metazoa; Mollusca; Bivalvia; Mytilida; Mytilidae. Gene Ontology annotation, molecular function: GTP binding. The coding region runs from base 1 to 831 and encodes 276 amino acids. The record is from RefSeq and is a predicted model, not a curated record.